This is a messenger RNA of Esox lucius (northern pike), 1530 nucleotides long. RefSeq lists its product as uncharacterized. Lineage: Eukaryota; Metazoa; Chordata; Actinopteri; Esociformes; Esocidae. The coding region runs from base 128 to 1048 and encodes 306 amino acids. Gene Ontology annotation, cellular component: cytoplasm. The record is from RefSeq and is a predicted model, not a curated record. Gene Ontology annotation, molecular function: NAD+ poly-ADP-ribosyltransferase activity. The transcript has 4 exons.
CAGGAGAAACGAGAGCUAAGCGUUUAUAAAAUCCAGAAUUAGUUUGACCGGUUGAUUGGAUGAAUCAGAUGUCACAGUAGCAGGUUGGAGAUUUCUUCAGCCUAAGGUUUCUAAAGACACAACAAUCAUGUCUGCUAAGGCUAACCGCAAGAAAAUAAAACCAAACUCUCCCUACUUGGAUAACUUCCUUAAAACCAAUGAAAGCCCAGAAGAUAACAGCAUAUUUGUGAUGUUCCAUGGCACCACUAAAGAGGCUGCAGAGGAGAUUAAGAUGAAGGGCUUCAAAACAUCGGGAGAAGAUAUCAACACGCUUGGAGCUGGUGUUUAUGUUACAAGGGACAUUGUGAAAGCCUGUAAAUACCCUCUUGAUGUCCGCCCGUCCCAGCGAAGAGUCCUAAAACUCAGAGUGCAUGUCGGAAGGGUUUUGAAGAUAGAUAAGCACGAUCACGACAUGCAGAAGACCUGGCAUACCAAGCAUGGAUACGACACAGCCUGGGUUCCACCAGAUGUUGAUAUGGCAGAAAGCAACGACCUAGAAAGCUGUGUCUAUGAUCCUAAGAAAAUCAGCGUCAUGGAGGUCAUGAAAGUUAAGGAAAAGACCAUAUCUAAAUACCGCCAUCUCCAGAGUGGACUGUCCGCUGAGGAUAGUAAAACCUAUGUGAUGUAUCAUGGGACACUCAAGAAGAAUGCGUUGCAAAUACAGAGAAAUGGAUUCAUACCUUCUACAAAAGGCAUGCUUGGUGCCGGUGUUUACCUCAGUCGAGAUAUCCAAAAAGUCAUCAAAUACCCUCUCGAGACUUUGGACUCAGAAAAGAUGGUUCUGAAAGUGAAGGUGAACGUGGGAAAAGUCAAAGUCAUCGACAAGCAGCGUCAUUACAUGCAAUACAACUGGCAUACUAAGUAUGGUUUCGACACAGCCUGGGUCCCACCAGAUGUUGGCAUGGUGGAGAGCAAACAAGAGGAGGACUGCGUGUACGACCCUAAGAGAAUCAAAGUGUUGACAAUGCUGAAAGUGUCCACCUUAAAAAUGUUAAACCCGUCACUGUGAUACGAAUGGUGUUCUGCAUUCGAGGAAGACCAAGCAAACCACCAGCAGAGGCCACAAUGAUCCAAUGCAUGGAGAGGCAUCACAGGACAUUUUGAAAUAGGCCUAGUAAUCUAUGGCAAUCUAUGCACAACCAAUACCUGAAUCAUUAUGUCCACCAUUUUUCGGAAAACGUCUGAAACCCGAAAUCUCUUUGCAUUUCACAAACUAGCACUCGCAAUUCUUUCUUCUGUCCAUUUGCUGGUAGCUACUUCACUGAGUAAGCUGUGUUCACUAUUUAAAUCUGUAUCACAUUUCAGAAAUAUCAUCAAUCAACAUCAAAUUGAUGUCCAUCACGCAUGCAUAUCGAUUAACGGUAUACAACCCCCCCCCAUAAUACAUUUAAUAAACAGAUUUUUAAAAAAGGUCUCCAAAAUUGUUGUGUUUUCCACAUUCCAAUGAUUCCGGGGGCAGCUGAGAGAUCGUCGUCUGCCACCAUCUGAACA